AUGGCGGGUGAAGCCCGGACCGGCGGGGACGCAGCACUGCGCCGCCUGCUGAGGCUGCACCGCACGGAGAUCGAGACGAUCCGUCUGAAGGAGAAGGAGGGCUGCCCCCAGGCCUUCCACGCCCUCCUUUCCUGGCUGCUGACCCAAGACAUUGCAGCCAUCCUGGACUUCUGGAGGGUUCUCUUCAAGGACUACAACCUGGAGAGAUACAGCCGGCUGCAGGCCAUCCUAGACAGCUUCCCUAGAGAUGUGGACCUCAGCCAGCCGCGGACGGGGAGGAAGCCCCCUGCCAAUCUCAAAGUCUCAGCACUGCCGCCCAGGCCCCCCACCAAGAGGAAGGCCCUGGAGGAGCCUCGAGGGGCCCUGCCAGCAGCCCUGACCCCAAAGGGCACCUCCAGCCCAGGUUCCCAACCCAAAGCCAAGCCCCCCAAGAAGCCGGACAGCAACACAGAACCCCAGCGCAUCCCGCUCGGAAAUGGAAUCCAGACCAUGUCUACUUCAGUCCAGAGAGCUGUGGCUGUGUCCUCUGGGGAUGUCCCAGGAGCCCGAGGGGCUGUGGAGGGGAUCCUAAUCCAGCAAGUGUUUGAGUCAGGGGGCUCCAAGAAGUGCAUCCAGGUUGGGGGGGAGUUUUACACUCCCAGCAAGUUUGAAGACCCCAGUGGUGGGAAGAACAGGACCCGCAGCAGCAGCAGUGGUGGUGGCCUGAAGCCUCCUGUCCGAGCCAAGGGAGCCCAGAGCACUGUCUCGGGUGGAGGCGAGCCAAAGGCAGGCCAGCAAGGCAGGGUCUCUGCACCCCCAGUCCCCCACAGCGAACUCCAGCUUCACCAGAAGAAUGAGGAUGAGUGUGCCGUGUGCCGGGACGGCGGGGAGCUCAUCUGCUGCGACGGGUGCCCCCGGGCCUUCCACCUGGCCUGCCUGUCCCCGCCCCUCCGGGAGAUCCCCAGUGGGACCUGGAGGUGUUCCAGCUGCCUCCAAGGGAGAGUCCAGCAGGGCCUGCUCCGGGCUGAGGAGUCCCGGCCCCAGGAACCAUCUGUGGAGACCCCGGAGUUCCCCGUGGGGCUGGGGGCUGGGGGCUGGGAAUCUGUUGGAACAAUGGCCCCAGUGCUCACUGUGCUGUCUCCCUGGACACCCAGGGAGCCUCCCACUGGUGUGGACACUCCUGUCACCUACAAGCACCUGCUGGCCCCACCUACCACCCCACUGCUGGACUCCUCUGCCCUGCGCCCCCUACUGUGUAUGGGCCCUGAGGGGCAGCAGGGCCUGGCACGGUGUGGCGUGUGCGGGGACAGCAAGGAUGCCUUGCGAUGUGCUCACUGCGCUGCCGCUUUCCACUGGCGCUGCCACUUCCCCGCAGGAACCGCCCAGCCAGGAACCAACCUACGCUGCAAAUCUUGCUCCGGAGACCUCGCCCUGGCCCCCGGGGAGGGGGCGCCCGCCCUGAGCCCUGCCUGCGUGGCCACCGGGUCCACCAAGGUCAGCGAUGACUCUGCCUGUCAAGAGCCGGUUCUGCAUAGAGAUGACCUGGAGUCUCUCCUGAGUGAGCACUCCUUCGAUGGCAUCCUGCACUGGGCCAUCCAAAGCAUGGCCCGCCCGCUGGCCGAGGCGCCCACCUUCCCCUGA
Molecule: messenger RNA, 1620 nt
Organism: Tupaia belangeri chinensis (Chinese tree shrew)
Lineage: Eukaryota; Metazoa; Chordata; Mammalia; Scandentia; Tupaiidae
Gene: AIRE
Product: autoimmune regulator
Exons: 15
Coding region: 1-1620 (539 amino acids)
Biological process (GO): regulation of transcription by RNA polymerase II; humoral immune response
Cellular component (GO): nucleus; cytoplasm
Molecular function (GO): DNA-binding transcription factor activity, RNA polymerase II-specific; translation regulator activity; DNA binding
Source: RefSeq, a predicted model, not a curated record